Molecule: messenger RNA, 5640 nt
Organism: Brugia pahangi
Lineage: Eukaryota; Metazoa; Nematoda; Chromadorea; Rhabditida; Onchocercidae
Source: the annotation of a GenBank genome assembly
AUGGUUUCAACGAGAAUGCAUUCAAAGUUAACAAAAAUUAAAUCACUCUCCGAUGAGCCAUUAAUGUCAACCGCAUCUGUUACCACUGCUAUCGACGAUACUACAAUCAAUUUUCAACGCUUUCCAUCAUCGAUAAUUGUGGAAGGUCAUUCGGAGAUAACCCUGAAAAGUCAUCAAUAUGCAGCACAAACAACAACAACAACAACAACAACAACAACAACAACAACAACAACAACAACAACAGCAACAACAACAAGGACAACAGUAAAUCCGUGGUUGAGUGAAAACAAUUACCAUUUUGGAGAUGUUUUUUCAAAAAAUAAAUUACACCAUGAAAAUCAUUCAAUACAUGGAAAUGAUAUGAGGCAUUCAAAAUCAGAAAUUUUUGUUCCAAAUGAGCACAAUGAAAUAAAAUCUAAAAUAAUCGUAGCACCAAAAGCGAUUAUUCAUUAUGAACAUCUGCCUAAACCAUUAUCACAGACACGGAGUGCAUUUCAAAUUUCACUACAAUCAUCUGUGUCACCAUCAUCACCAUCAUCAUCAUCAUCAUCAACAAUAUCAUCGAUAACAACAACAACAACAACAACAGCAACAGCAACAUCGUCAUCAAUAACAUCAUCAACAUUAGCAGUAUCAUCAUUAUCAUCAUCAUCAUCAUCAUCAUCAUCACAUGAAGAGAAUGCAAAUCAUCAAAAUUCUAAAAAGUUAAUUGCAGAAAUGUACAGUGCGAUAGAAAGACGAAUUCCAUUUAAAAAAAAUAUGGAAAAUAUGAGAAAUGUUUACGAUAUCGAGCAUAAUGAACAAUUUAAAUAUUAUCCUGAUCAAAGCAAAAAUACCAAUAUGAUCAAUACUUUUUCUUAUCCACAAAAAUUUUUUAAACGAAAUGUCAAACGACAAGCAUCAUUUUUAGCUGCUGUUUCAGCUAAUAAUUCUGAUCGUUGUAAAGAAAUACGAUCCAUUUCCACCUGUGAUUUACAAUCAGAUGUAAACUCUUCAAUGGAAUCACUUAAAUGGCAGAAUGCUGAUAAUAUCACUCAUUUAACUCCAUAUCACACCAAUACAAUGAUAAGAUCAAAUGAAGUACUAUCAUCCAAACAUACUUCUUCAUUCAGCAAUGAAUUCAAAAAUUGUUCUAAUAUUUCAAAGCAUUCAUCAUACUAUUUUUUGCCAGAAAAUAAUUUCCGGAAUGGUAUUCGAUGUAAUAAUUCAUUGGAACGGAAAGAGCAAAAUGUUAAAAAAUUAUUUUUAAAUAUUCCAAAAAUUUCAUCAUCUGAUACUGCUUCAAAUAUGCGACGACAAUAUCAGAGUGAUAAUAAAAGCAAAAAUUCAACUUCAACAAAGCUAACAAAUUUAAUGAAUAAAUCAAUGAUUGAUAACAUAUCAGUGUUAAGCGGCAAUUCUUUUAAAAUUAAUCCUACUGCAAGCGCAACUGAUCGCAGUGAUGGCGUAAAAUGUGCAUCAACAAAUUUUUCAAUCAAAAAACAAUUUUCUUCUACUAAUCAAAGCUCAACACUUUUGCAUGUGAAUGCAAAUUUGUUGCCUACGACAAGAACAGAAAAUACAAAUUAUCUUAUUAAAAAUCAUCUUCCGCAAUCAAAAUCAAUGGAAAUAUUCACAAAAUAUGGAUUGUCACAUCUGUUCAACGAUACCUGUAAUAAUUUCAAUGAAUUUCGAUGUCAUCGAAAUCGACGACGACCCAAAUCAUACGUAAUGGCUACCAGUUCCGGUUCAGCAUUAUCAGCUAGUGAUGAUUCAAUUGUAAUCCAAAAUGCAUCAUCAUCACCUGAUAUCAAGCGUGUGUUAUCAUCAGAGGAAUUACAUGAUAGUGGUGAUAGCUUAUCAUUAUCAUCACCAGUACUUGCCAAAACAACAUCAUCAAUAUUUUAUGCUCCAAAUCAUAGCGCUUCAACAAGCGUUCAUAUACCAGCAACCACGCAUCGCAUUCAACGCUUUAUCAGUUUUUUUUCUUCCAGUGAUACACAGUCGAAACAUUGUGAAAAGACAAUCUCACCUACUACUACUGUACGAUUUCCAUCACGUCGUCGUCUAAAACGCUCAACGACAGCGACAACAGCGCCGAUUAGUACAUCCUUAUUAGCUACACCGAUACGUCUAGGUGAUGUUCAAAAACAGGGCCAACUUAUGCAUCAAGAAGUGGCCAUGGGUGAAUCACUAAAAAAUGACCGACACAAGUGGACAAUGUAUUGGGCAGUACUUCAUGGUACUAAAUUAUAUCUUUGCUGUCAACUAAGCUCACAUAUCAAUGACGAAACGCAUGAAAAAUUAUUGAAUAUUCCAUCGGAUGCUCGUGAAAUUGAUCUGAAAUCAGCUAUCAUUGAUAUAGCAUAUGAAUAUUGCCGCCUAAAAGAUAACAAAAAAGCGCACAUAUUUCGUGUGAUAACUCAACAACAAACUGAACAUCAUUUCCAGGCUUAUUGUGAAGAUGAUAUGUUAAAAUGGAUUGAAAUUAUUCGUUUUGCUUCUGCUAAUUUAAUUAGCUCACAAAGUGACCAUGGCACUAUUUCUGCGGCUUCUACAAAAGGUAUUGCUGAAGAAGAAGUACCAUCGAAUAAUUCCUCAAUUGAUGCAAAAUUAGAAUUAAAUAAUUCGAAAUUUUUAAACAAAUUUCAACAAGAUCAUCAUCAUCAUCAUCAUCAUCAUCACCAUCAUCAUCACCAUCAUCAUCAACAACAACAACAACAACAACAGUCUUUAGCUAAUCGUUGUAGUCGAUUUCAUACAGUUAACGAAUAUGAAUCACAAGGAAUAGACGAAGUCACGGUGAAAUGUUGUAGUACGAAUGAUUCUAAUAAUAGCAUUUCCGGUACAAAUCAGGUUACCGGUGAUGCUACAACUAAAUUAAUUAUGCAAAGGUAUAAAAUUAAAUCAUCACAUUAUCCAUCACCAGGUAUUAAUAAACGAUAUUGUUCUACUGCACCAUCUAUGGAUCAUAAUUUACAACCGGGAACCUCCGUUGAUUCAGGAUCCGGUUACAGUGAAGGAACUGUAGCAACUAAUGAUGAUCAAACGAUCAAUACAUCAACACCAAAAACCAUUCGUAAGUGGAAAAAAACAAAAACAAUAAAACAACAAUGUUCAACUAGUCGAUCUGAUCAACAACCAUCUCAACAUUCAUCUGCAUUAGGUCAAAAAAUUGUUGAUUAUCCUACAAGUGGUAGUGGUGAUAUGGUACCAUUAAUUAUUAGAUUAUGUGUAAAAGUAGUAGAAGCAAAUGGUAUGGAUACGGUUGGCAUUUAUCGAAUUCCGGGUAAUACGGCUGCUGUGAAUGCUUUGAAAGAAACACUUAAUAGUGGUUUUGCAAAUAUCGAUUUUACGGAUUCAAGAUGGAAUGAUGUAAAUGUUGUAAGUAGCCUAUUAAAAAUGUUCUUGCGUAAAUUACCGGAACCGUUGCUAACAGAUAAAUUAUAUCCAUUUUUUAUUGAUGCAAAUCGAAUUGCUUCACAUCCACAACGAUUACGAAAACUUCGUUAUUUAACUCGUAAACUUCCUUCUGCUCAUUAUCAAACAUUGAAAUAUUUAAUGGAACAUUUAAGAGCGGUAGUUGAACACAGCGAUGUUAAUAAGAUGGAAACGCGUAAUUUAGCAUUGAUGUUUGGUCCAUCAAUUGUAAGGCCAAGUGAUGACAAUAUGGCUACCAUGGUGACACAUAUGUCUGAUCAAUGCAAAAUUAUUGAAACAUUCAUUACAUAUUGUGAUUGGAUGUUUGAUGAAAAUAUUACGAUGGAUGAUGAAGUACCACCACAAAUUUUCACAUCAAAUGAUUCUGCUACUGGUAGUAAUAUUGCAACUGGUAUUAAUGAAAAUGAAUGCAGUAUUACUACUUCAUCAUUUAAUGAUAUGCAUAAUUUAAUUAGACGUGUUAAUGAGGCUGAAGCUAUUGCUUUAAUGGAUGCACAAAAAAGUGGAAAGAUAAAACAAAUUUUAAAUGUGCGACGCAAUUCGAAACGUGAAAAACGAAAGAAACUACGUGAUCAUUCAAUUCAUGCUCCAAGUAUUUCAUCCACGCAAAAUAUAAGUAAAGUUACGAGAGUAAUGGAUAGUACUGCUAAUACAUCCGAACAUUCAGUUACAGGAGUUUAUCAGGAACGUGAUAUCGACGCUGAAAUAGCGUCACGUCAACAGCAAACUCUAGGUAAGUGCACGCAGCAGUACGCUGGUACCAGUUCAUCAGCUGAUCAUUCGCCUUCGCUUGGUUCGUCGCAUGAUUCCACAUGUCAUACAGUAACGUCUCCCUUCAAUUUAUGCGAAAUAAAAGAUGAAAGUAUGGGAAAUGUACUGAAUUGUACGGAAGCAGAUGAAAUGAGACGUCGAAGACAAAAGGAAAUUUGUUCUGCACGACGAAUUUUUAUUGCUGGUACAGAUGCUGAUCUAGAUGAUACGGAUGCUGAUUUGGAUGAACUUGUUAAUCAUUCUCGUCAUCUUAAUUUAGCAUCGUUACCAACGCUUGAUGUAUUAAGCGCUGAAACACGUGAAAAAAUUCGACGUUUACAACAACUUCAAGGAUGGGCAUCUACUGCACUUGAAAGACGUGAAAUUGAAAUGGGAAUGAAAACGAAGCAUUGUCUUCCACAAAAGAUUCAUGACGAAAAACCAUCACCACCACCAGCACCAGCACCACCAGCAGUUCAACCACAACCGCUACAACCACAACCACAACCGCCUUCAUCACAAUCAGUAUCAAUGAAGACAACAACAGCAGAAGAAUUUUCAUCCACAGAUGCUUUAUCAUUAACAUCUGAUUACAGCACGACAUCAUCUGCACCUUUAACUAUACCUGUGACAAUUUCUUGCAUUGAUCAUUUGGCUGCUGCAAGUAGUGAUUAUGCGUCCAGUGAUUUGUCACCAUAUACUCGUAAUGCUAGUGCAUCACCGAGACAUCCUGAUUUAGAAGCUGCAGAAGUAACACAACUUAAUUUUUCCUCCGGUAUUUCUGAUCAUUUCAAACGAUCUCAUCAAGGAAUGCAAUCAUCUACUAGCGAAGAUUGCUGUAGUGGUUCCAGGGAUCAGGAAGAUGUAAUGCUUGGAAUACCUUUAUCAUGUCAAUAUUUGCUUAUCACUGAGACGAAACGUUCAGAAAGUCAGCCAAAGCUUCAUCGAUCUCAUAUGACAGUUUCGGAAUCUGAAAUGGUAGAUGCUAUGCCGAUUCCGGUAGCUCAGUAUUGUGAGAAAGUUCCAUCUAUUGAUGGAUCUAAAAUGAAAACACAUGUUAAAAUGAGUGAUCGACGAGAGUUAUGGAGGAGACAUACACUCAGUGAUAUGGAUAUCAUUCGUAAGAGUUUAAAAGAAGAAAUGAAACGUAAAAGCAGUGCAUCAAUAACCUCACAAACCGGAAAUACACAUUCAAAUAUUGGUAUUAAAGUAAAUAAAUUUGCUGAAUUGAUGAAGAAUUCCUCAACUGUAUUUGUAAAUGAUGGUACUAAUGAAGGUGAAAGAGUUGAAAUUAGAAAUAAUAGUAUCACUUGUGGUACCAAUAAAAAAUCUAUAACUAAGAUGACAUUAUCAACAAUACCAAAGAUUGUUAGAUCAACAGAUGGUAGUAUUUCAUCGUCAAUUGGAUCAAAUGGUGACAUGACAUCACCAAGUGAAGUUUUACCUUCUUCGGGUGAUGAACAAUUAUGA